Molecule: messenger RNA, 276 nt
Organism: Knipowitschia caucasica
Lineage: Eukaryota; Metazoa; Chordata; Actinopteri; Gobiiformes; Gobiidae
Source: the annotation of a GenBank genome assembly
AUGAUUGGUUCGUUUGUGUUGCAGGCCUGUGAGAAGGACUCUGAGUGCGGAGGAGGCACGUGCUGCGCAGUGAGCCUGUGGAUCCGCAGCCUCCGCAUGUGCACGUCCAUGGGCCAGGAAGGGGACGAAUGCCACCCCAUGAGCCACAAAGUCCCUUUCUUGGGUAAAAGACUCCACCACACAUGCCCUUGUUUGCCCAACCUGGCAUGCAUCACCAUAGGGGAAGGAAAAUCCCUGUGUUUGUCGCCGCACAAUUACCCAGACUACUACCUCUGA